AUUCAUGUGCCACAUUCCAGUCUUCUGUUGGAUUUCUGCAACAGUCCUUGAACACAUGCUGGAACAUAAGAGAGAAGAGAUGCCCAAGACUCUGACUGAGAUGUACACACACCUUGUGGUGUUUCAUACCAAACAGAAUAAUGAAAAGUAUCUUGGGAAUGAAGAGACAGGUCCACACUGGAGUAAAGAGAGCAUUCUGUCACUGGGAAAACUGGCUUUUCAACAGCUUGUGAUCGGCAAUCUGAUUUUCUAUGAAGAAGACCUGAAAGAGGCUGGCAAUGAUGUCAUUGAAGCCUCAGUGUACUCAGGAUUGUGCACACAGCUCUUUAGAGAGGAAUGUGGGCUGUACCAGAACAAGGUGUACUGCUUUGUUCAUCUGAGCAUUCAGGAGUUUCUGGCUGCUGUAUAUGUGUUCCUCUCAUUCAUCAACAACAACGAGAAUCUAAUGGACAAAAUGCAAACAAAAGAUGAGCCUGAAGUUUUUUUCUACAAGAGUGCUGUGGAUAAAGCCUUACAAAGUGAGACGGGAAACCUGGACCUUUUCCUCCGCUUCCUUCUGGGUCUCUCACUGGAGUCCAAUCAGAAGCACUUACGAGGUCUACUGACAAAGACAAGAAGCAGCUCACAGAGCCACGAAGAAACAGUCAAGUACAUCAAGGAGAAGAUCGGGGAGAAUCCCUCUCCAAAGAGGUGCAUCAAUCUGUUCCACUGUCUGAAUGAACUGAAUGACCAUUCUCUAGUGGAGGAGAUCCAAAGCUACCUGAGAUCAGGAAGUCUCUCAAAACCCAACCUGUCACAUGCACAGUGGUCAGCUCUGGUCUUUGUGUUGCUGACUUCAGAAAAGGAGCUGGAUGUGUUUGACCUGAAGAAAUACUCCAGAUCAGAGGAAGGUCUUCUGAGGCUGCUGCCAGUGGUCAAAGCCUCCAGAGCUGUUCUGCUGUCAGGCUGUGGAGUCACAGAGGAAGGCUGUGCUUCUCUGGUCUCAGCUCUGGAGUCAAACCCCUCACACCUGACAGAGCUGGAUCUGAGUAACAAUGAUCUGAAGGAUUCAGGAGUGAAGCUGCUCUCUGCUGGACUGGGGAAUCCCCACUGUAAACUGGAGACUCUGAGGCUGUCAGGCUGUCUAGUCACAGAGGAAGGCUGUGCUUCUCUGGUCUCAGCUCUGAGGUCAAACCCCUCACACCUGAGAGAGCUGGACCUGAGCUACAAUCACCCAGGAGACUCAGGAGUCAGACUGCUCUCUGCUGGACUGGAGGAUCCACACUGCAGACUGGAGAAACUCAAUGUGGAACAUGGUGGAGAGAACACAAUGAUACCUGGGCUUAGAAAAUAUGUCUGUGAUCUCACACUGGACCCAAACACAGUAAACAGACUCCUCUCUCUGUCUGAGGAGAACAGAAAGGUGGCAUGUAGGAGAGAGAAGCAGCCGUAUCCUGAUCACCCAGAAAGAUUUGAGGACUGUGGACAGGUGCUGUGUAGAGAGGGUCUGACUGGGCGCUGUUACUGGGAGGUAGAGUAGAGUGGGAGAAUGGGGGCUGAUAUAGGAGUGACGUAUAAAGGAAUCAACAGGAGAGGAGGAGGUGCUGACUGUUGUCUUGGAUAUAAUGACAAGUCCUGGAGGCUGUUCUGCUCUGACAACAGUUACUCUGCCAGGCAUAAUAAUCAUCUCACUACCAUAGUCGUCCACCCCUCCAGCCCCCACAGAGUAGGAGUGUAUCUGGACUGGCCAGCCGGCACUCUGUCCUUCUAUAGAGCCUCCUCUGACACACUAACCCAUCUGAUCACAUUCACUGAGCCCCUCUAUCCAGGGUUUCAUCUUUGGUAUGAUGGCGACUCAGUGUCCCUGUGAGAGAGAGAGACACUGACAAACACACACACACACACACUAGACACACACACACACACACACACACUGGACAAACACACUGGAAACACACACACACUUGACACACACACUGGACACACACCGGGGACACACACACACACACUGGACACACACCCAAACACACUGGACAUACACACAAACGCACUGGACACACACACACACACACUGGACAAACACACUGGACACACACACACACUUGACACACACACUGGACACACACCGGACACACACACAC
Molecule: messenger RNA, 2120 nt
Organism: Oncorhynchus nerka (sockeye salmon)
Lineage: Eukaryota; Metazoa; Chordata; Actinopteri; Salmoniformes; Salmonidae
Product: NACHT, LRR and PYD domains-containing protein 3-like
Exons: 5
Coding region: 5-1519 (504 amino acids)
Biological process (GO): intracellular signal transduction
Molecular function (GO): protein binding
Source: RefSeq, a predicted model, not a curated record